AUGGCUCAACCGCUUCCCUAUUUUGACUAUCAUGCCAAACUUUUUGCAAGUUUUCCUUUUUUUCGGCUUUUCUCAGUUCUUUCUAAGUCGUUUUGAGUCGGGCGCAUGACACAAAAAUUUCCAGACAGAAAAGCCGCCGAAAAAGUCAGAGCCAUCCUGUUGGGGAAAUUGUAUGGCCGUGACGAUUUUGGCGGUUCUUUUCGCUGUGAUCCUCACCGGCUUUUUCGUUUACAAUGUCGAUGGAUCGAUUUUUGAUCUGAGAAAUGGGUGAAUUUCUUGUCUAAAUUUAUAGUAUGUUCAGAUUUUGGAUGUCAAGUAGAAUGACGUCAUUUGAAAUCGCUCUGUGGAUGGCUCGCUCUCUGAUUGGUUUAUCGCGUUAUUAGGGGCGGGGCUUCAGCGAGGACUUGACAUUUAAAAUCUGAAAAGACUAUAACUCCACCCCCAAGGCUACAGUAUAUAUCGCGUCAAUGUUUUAUCGCACGUGACGAUGCUCCUUUAAUAUGGCUGCUUUUUUGACUUAUUUUUCUAUCUUGUAGUUCAAAAAAUCGUCUCGCGCGAUAAAACAUCGACGCAAAAAGGUGCCGUCUCAGCAGGGGUGGAGUUAGCUGCUUGACAUUCAAAGUCUGAACAGAAAGUUUGCCUUUUUCGAACUUUGUCUAUUUUUCGUACAGCACCUUAACCUAUUACAAUGAGGAAGAUGGAAAACCCGAAAAAGAAAAUCCUGAGAUUUCAAAUGAGCCAACAUCUGAAAUUUCGGCUGAAGACUUGCGCCUACCUCGGAACGUCGAGCCAGGUGAGAUAUACUUGAUUUUUCUUUGAAUCUUGGAAAAAACUAAAAGAUUUGAGGUAUUUCAUAUUAAAGUUUAAUGGCUGCAACUUGAAAGUUUUCGAGUGUCUGCGUCUCUGUGUUCCCUCACCGGCGAGGUCAGAGAAACGUGAGAAUAGCACGUCAACAUGAGAGAGUUAUCGAGAGACAAGGAGGGCGCAGAGAAGUCGCCUUAGGAAACUGCUGUGACUUCUCUGCGCUCUCUCUCAUUUACGUGCUGUUUCCAUAUUUUAUGAAAACAGUGGGAAGGGAAAAGAGAGCGCAGAGAGGUCAGAAUAUUCGAAAUGAAAAAUACGAUCAUGAAAGGACUUACUAUUUUUUUAAUUUACUUUGUUCCUUCAAUUUUUUUAUUUCGUAUUAUUAUAAAUUUAAGGUGGGAGUUUACCACUUCGCGUUAAAUCGCAAACCGCUACUCCCUGACGUCAUCCCUAUGACAUCAUCUUCAUUUGCAAAAAUUCGCACACGCAGCCAUAUCAUUUUAUUCAUUUUUUUACGUUCCUAUUUAUAAAAUUAGAUUCGACGUGAAAAACUUUUUCCGGUCACAUGAGAAACAGAAAGAUAUCACACUUGAAAAAUCCCCUUUUUGAUCGGAAAAACUUUUUUUAUUCUUUUUAUUUUCUUACUUUUUUUUAGAAACCUUUUAAAGGUUUGGAAUAAUCCGAGGCGUCGAGGCCCACGCUUACGCAUAGAAUGCUCCUUUAAAAUUUUUUCUUUUUUUUUCACAGAUUUUUUCACUAAGCGUAUCAAGUUUGCAAAUCGUUUGGAGCUACCUGAUAGUGUUAUUAGUGACCACGUUUUGAAACUAAAUGCCUUAUUCAUUUAUUUGACGAUUUUUUCACUGUGGCUCAGUUUUUUCGAAGCGAGCCACAGUCGGCUUCGCGCUAUGCGCGCUCCGCCUCCGUGUGAAGCCUUAAAACUAAGCCUAUUUUCUUGAGUAAUGCAUGAACCUGUAGGCGCAGUUUUAAUGCAAAGGCGCAAUUCAGGCUCCUCCCAUUCUUCAAUUUUUUCAAUUUCAAUUCCAAUUAAAUUCAAUUUAUUCAGUCUUCAGAGUAAGAUGAAGAAAAUCUCUGCUGAAUCAUGGUAUAAUCGAAGAGUUAGUCGUCGGCGCGGGUGACGGUCCACAAUCGUUGUCCAAUACGUCCCGGAGUGACAGCUAACGUUAGGAAAUAAUGUGGGCCCGUUGGUAGUACCAACGAAUAAACUGCUUCACCAUGUUGGAACAGUACAGCGCCCAGCUUGUCCAGGGCUGACGGGCGUCGGAAUAUUAUCCCAUGAGAGAGCGGCAAAGAGACCGACCAGUCGACGUGAUGAAAUGAGAUAAUAAUAAUCUGCUGAAUCACGUUCACGUGAAAGAAAUGAAUAUAUAGCCAAAUAUUUCGAUUACGCUUAUUUCUAGUGUUACGAAUGGUGUCAUGAAAUGACGUCAGGGAGUAGCGGUUUGCGAUUUAACGAAAACAGAGUUUACCUUCACUUUUAUUCAUUUCAAGUGUUUAUUCGCCUUUCCGCAAUCUGCACGACAAAUACAAAAAAAAUACAUCAAAACAAUCAAAUACAAUCAAAUGAAUCUAACAGCUGAUCUGUGUAAACGGCUGGAGGAAAAGAUUUCAAUAUAUGUAUUUUUUUUCUUGCAGAUCACUACGAUCUGAAAAUCAAGACCUACGUCCCCGGCUACCCGGGUACUCCUGAAAACCGGAAAAUGAGCUUCGAUGGUCGAAUAAAAAUCCGGUUGAAUGUGAAAAAGCAAACUCGUCAAAUUUCACUGAAUUCUGAGGGAUUGGAUAUUUCAACUUCUGAUAGUUCAGUUACUCUUGUAAGUAACAAGUUUUUUUGAGAAGAAGGAUUUUUUUUUAGAAUGGAAGAAAUAUUCCAAUUGAAUCUAUCGAAACUUUGGAGAAGCUGGAAAUGAUCCGGAUCAAUUUGGCUGAUUUUUAUUGAAGAAAAAUCAAGUGGCUGUCGUCGAGGUGGGGGUUUUUUUCCAUUCAUUUUUCCCUUUAUGAAGAAAAAAGCUGAUUUUUACCUGAAAAAAAUGACUUGUUAAAAAAAUAACUGAAAUUAUUUCCACAACUUGAAGCUGCCUCUUUCAGACAUUUUUUUCAUAUUUUUUUCUGUAAUUUAACCAUUUUUUUCUUGAAUAUUUUUUUUAAAAAAACAAAAAAACUUCAAAAAAAUCUAGAGACUUAUGAAUGUAAUCAUCAGAAAAAAAGCGUCGUUUUGCAAAUUUUUUUAUCCGACUCUUUGAUUAAAGAAAAAUAAAUUUAUAAUAUGAUUUUUCAAUUUCAAAUUUGUCAAGAGAGUUGAGAGCUUUAAGAAAAUUUAAAAAAACAUCUCCACUUUUUUUCGUUUCUUUUUUUUCAGUUUGUCAAAGUUAGAGUAGCGGCGGCCUGUAGAGAAGCGAGACAACGAGAGUCCCUCUGCCUGUCUGGCUUCUCUUCGACCCGUCACUACUCUCUCGCUUCCAUUGUAAUUCAUCUAUGUUUUAUUUUUUAGCUCUCCUUCUUGGGAAAAUUCCGAGAGGAUCUCACUGGAAUCUACUACUCGGAAUAUAAAGAUUCGAAUGGGGAGAAAAAGUUUUUUUUUCAAAAAAAGCAGAUUUUGAAUUGAACUUUGAAGAUACGUGGUGACAACUCAUAUGGAACCUUCUGACGCCCGGAAAAUGGUCCCUUGUUUUGAUGAGCCCGAUUUGAAGGUACCGAAUUUUCUUCGUUUCUUUUUCCAGAUACAGAAAAGUUAUUACUCGGAAUCCUUCUGACGCCAGAAAAAUUUAGUUCUACGAAUUCGGAAUUUCUUUUUCAGAAAUUUGAACUUACUUCUUCCUAAUUUUUCUCCGAAAUGUUUCAAAAUUGCUUUGAAACAAGAAUUUCAGGCGAAUUGGACAAUGACAAUUAUUCAUCCAAAAGGCACCAAAGCCAUUGCAAACGGCAUCGAAGAGAAGGAAUCUGUGUGAGUUUUUAUGGGGAUUUUAAAGUCUUCCAAAAAUUUUCCCGUCCUUCUUUGACUGAAAAAAGCUUCAAAAAAAAAAAGUUUUGAAUUGAAACUCAACGAUCGCUUUUGAAACGAGUCGGACGGUCUCAUUGCACUUGAAAAAGCCCGGCCUAUUCUUUGCUUGACAUUGAGUAGCUUGCUUCAAUGCGUUUCGAUAACUGCAUGCGCAAGCCGUUUUGAGUCGGGCGCACAUUGGAGACAUGUAUUUGCAGCAAAUUAAAAGCAAAUGCAAACCAGGUACAGCUUAUGAGAGCAGAAGAUUGAAAAAAUCGAAAUUUUCUUUUUUAGCUUGAUUGGAGUGUGUGUAUAAUGAUUGUUAUAAGUUAUAAUUAUAUUUUCUUAAAAACUGACUUUAUAGAGUUGACAAGAACUUCAUCUCGACCAAGUUCAAGACGACGCCGAAGAUGUCGUCCUACUUGCUCGCUCUUUUCGUCUCCGAAUUCGAUUACGUCGAGAAAAAGACGAAAAAUGGAGUCAGGGUCAGUCCCGACCUCCCGAACCCUGACAACUUCUCAAAUAUGCUUCAGUUCCGGAUUUAUGCGCGUCCCGAAGCGAAACACCAGCUACAGUACGCCCUGGACGCCGGCGUCAAGUGCACCGAGUACUACGAAGAGUACUACGGAGUCGAGUUCCCUCUCGAGAAACAGGACAUGGUCGCCAUACCAGAUUUCGUGUCCGGGGCUAUGGAAAACUGGGGCUUGAUUACCUACAGGUAGAUAAAAAAUUCAAAACGAUAAAUUUUGACAUUUUCUCCUUCUUGUUUUAACGAGAAGUGGAAGUGGGAAACUUUGUUUCAUGCAGCUCUUUUUUCAGAGAAAGCAAUCUCCUCUACGACGAUAAAAUCUACGGUCCUGGAGCCAAAAAACGGGUUGCCGAAGUGAUUGCUCAUGAACUCGCCCAUCAGGUCUUUCGGUUUUAAAAGAACUGAAAAAGGGUUUUUUUAUCCUCAAUCACCUAAGGUUGAACGUGAACAUUUCUUUUUGAAUUCCACGACCUCAUUUAUACGGAAAAUUGAGCUUCUGAAGAUUUUGUAAUCAUUUCUCGAAUAUUGAUAUUUUUUCGAAGCUCAAGUUUUGACACAGACUUUUCUUUGAUCAAGAUCAUUUAUGGUUUUUCAAGAUCAUCUGCAAUGUAGAAACUUCAUGAAUCAUUUUUUCAUUCAGUGGUUCGGAAAUCUGGUCACGAUGAAAUGGUGGGACGAUUUGUGGCUAAAUGAAGGUUUCGCGACAUUUCUCGAAUAUCCUGGCACCGAUGUCAUCAGCGAUGGGAAUUUCCGAAUGGUGAGAUUCAAAAAAGCAUGAAAGACUCACUAUGCAUGUCUAUCCCCAUAUUUGUUGUGUAAAACUAGCUUUAUCGUCACAAGUCGAAAAAAUAUUUAGGACGAAAACUUUGUCAUAGUCUCCAUUUCCGACGCGUUGGCCGACGAUUCCCAGGCCUCAACUCAUCCGCUUUCUUUCAAAAUCGACAAGGCCGUGGAAGUUAGAGAGGCUUUCGACACCAUUUCCUACGAUAAAGUGAGAUCUGACCAGCUUGAAAAAUGUGAUUGAGACUUGUAUAAGGGUGGCUCAUUGCUUCGGAUGCUGGAGAAGGUCAUCGGAGAGGAAAAUUUCCAGAAAGGACUUCAUGCAAGUCUUAUUAAGAGGAAAUUAGCUUAGAAUCGAUUUUCAGCACUAUCUGAAUGUUCACAAGUACAGUAACGCCAAGGCCGCCGACUUGUUCGAAGCUCUGAACAAAAAAACGCCAGAAUCAAUAAUCGGACCCAACGGUGGGAAACUGGAUGUCAUCAAUUUCGCCGAGCAGUGGACUACUCAGGUUUCAGCACAAAACAAUCUUCAAAUAGUUCAUUUCGACAAUUUUUAGCUCGGCUACCCGCUUCUGACAGUGACUCGUGAAGAUGAAAACACUAUUAAAGUGACCCAAGAACGGUUCAAAAAGAAUAAAGACGCUGUGGAGAAACCGAAAUACAGAAACCCGAAAUAUGGGUCCCUCAAUGAUCAUGUCCUCUUUUUCUCAACUUCUUUGAUUCAGUUUCAAAUGGGACGUUCCGGUGUGGUACCAAGAAGCCGGAAACAAAGAGAUCAAGUUUGCUUGGCUCAAACGCGGUAUCUUUCUCGUUUAUUCUUGUUCCGAAGCUAUUGAAAAGUUCAGACGAGCCGCUCUUCUUGAAAACCAAGUCGGCAGUUGUUCUGAACGCCGAUUCUUUCGGUUUUUAUCGUGUCAACUACGAAAACGCCGAGUGGAAGAAGAUUGGGGCUCUGUUGGUCAAAGAUCAUGAAGUUUGCCAAAAAAACCUUUGUUUCAAAUUGAAACUCAGCUUUUUUUAAAUAAUAUAAUUUAUUCAAAAAAAUCAAUGGGAACCUACUUUGAUCUGAAGUUUUAGAAAGCGCUUACAUUUAUAAUUUGGAAGCGAUAUUCAAAUUAGGGAUUUUUUAAAAAGAGAUAAUUGAGAAACCGACCUUGAAAACGACUUAAAAACGGAUUUUGAGAUCUACGGGAAAAAUAAAAUUUCAGAAGUUCUCAACGAAAACUCGAGCUCGACUCAUAGAAGACGUCUUUGAAUGUGCCGCCGCCAACUUGGUCGAUUAUAAAGACGCUAUCGAUUUCGUUCAAUAUCUUCCGAAAGAAAAGGUUUAUCCUUGAAUCUACCAAAAAUAUAGCUACUUGAGAUAUAAAUGGGAAAAGGGAGAUCUCAUCUUCUAAACACCAAAAAGCUCAAUUUUAACAAAUUUUUUGAAAAAAAGAAGUUUGAAGCUAUUUGUUCAAACCUCUUUUUUUUUGAAUUUGAAAAUUUUUAUGCCUCAUUCAUGCAAGCCUAACAAAACUUGAGAUAAAGUUGGUAAAACAAUCCUCUUUUAAACUUUUUGUUUUAGUGCUUUAUGACAUUCUUUCCCACUCGGGCAAAAUCGGAUUACUGGAUAAUGGCCGCUAAAAGGGAGAUGCUCAAAAAAGGCCGCAGAAAGGCACCAAAAAGACAGCAAAAAGAUUCCCUUUAUCGAGCCUUGCAUUUUUUUUUCUGGAAUUUUAAAGGCUCAAGAAAGGCAGAAAAAUUGGUGCAUAAGAGCUGAUAAAUUGGCGCAAAAAGGCACCAAAAAAGGAACUUUUGUUACCCUAAAAGAAAAACUUCUAUGAAGUCUUUUCCCACACUUUCCGACUUCGCUAAUGAGGGAUACAAGGCGCUCUUAAGGCAAACCCGAGAAAAUGUAAAAAAAAAAGCAUCUCCCCGAAACAGCGAUCAUGGUUUGGGAAAAAUGAAACUUUUUUUAGUUCAAAAAGUUUCGCUUUAUUGACAUUCUUUCACAAAAGACAAUGCCAGCCUAAUAAAGCGUGAAACAAAAGGCCGCCACGAAAAAGCAAUCAUGAUUUAGGACUACCUUCCCUGGUACUCUGCCAUGACUCAGUUCAUCUCGAUCUUGAACUAUUACGGAAACGACCCAGAAGUUGGGCCUAUCAAAGUUUUUCCUUCCCGAUUUCGCUUCGAAUCUUAAAUCUUUCAGAAAUAUCUUCUCGAAAUUUUGUCGAAUAAUUACGACCACAACGACUUUGAGUACAUGGAAGAGAACUACAAGGACGACAAGAAGUCCUUCGAAGUGUUCGUUUUUUUUUAAGUCUUUUUUCUUGAAUAAGCAUCUUCAACUUUAUUGUCAAAGAUGGAAAAAUUUUGAGCAAUGUUGAAAAAAUGCUUCUUUAGCCUUGAUUCCAACAGCCCCAUGGGGAAUGGCUCCAAGCGUUGCGAAUAAAUUUCAAAACCGACUUGAGAUUUAAAAACUCGUCCUAUGCUUUUCGAUGUCUGCGCGUAACUCGUUUCUGGUCUGCCGCAGAGCUGUCGAUGGGGCUACCUCACCCGCAGAGCUGAAAAAGGGAGAUAAGAAUACAAAUGAGUGAAAAUAAGUUACUGAAAAAAGGGCUUUUUUUCGAUAACGUGACCGCUUCGUGGGUCGGACGCCCCGGGGCGUGUUGCGGUCGUCCCGUUUCCUCAGCAGCGUUGGUCUUCCGCAUUUUCAAUUGCGAACUUUUCGGCUUUCAAAAAGUUCACUUUCAGACUGUUAAAAUCGCAAACAAUCUCAACGAUAUGUGACCUCGGUGACGUCGCCUGCGGCAAAAUAGCCACGGCCUUCCUCGAAUAUCGAGUCCGGCCGGCUUGCAAGAAAGAUGGCGUCAAAGCGUCUGUCUGUAAUAAGUAAUUUUUGUCCCGUUUCUUUGGAAAAUAUAAAUUUUCAGAGUAGCCGCCCCACUCAGAACCUUGGCCUAUUGCUAUGGGGUCAAAGAUGGCGGCGUCAAGAUCUUUGACAAGGUUUCAAAAUAAAAAUGAAUAAUAGAAUCCUCUUUAUCAUCUUUCAUUCUACUGUCACGGCUGGCUUGAGCCAUCAAAAAGGGUCCUGACACGAUGAAAAACGAGAUAGUGCCUGGCUUGUGGAGAGCGCAGACAGGCCACGCCUUCUUAGCGUCCCAAGCUAGCCGUGAAUCAGCUAGACUUUCUUUUCUUCAUCAAUUUAUAUAUUCUCAUUCUUCUGCUUUUUGGAAUGAGUUUGAAGAAGAUUCAACUUCGAUGGUAUUUUUCCAGGUACUUGAAUGGUACCGAACUGAAGAUGUUCAACGGGAAAAAGACAAUUUGCUGAGAGGAAUGGCCUGCUUGGACGACAUUCCGACAUUGACGAAGUUAUAUUUAGGAAUAGAUUUUUUUUUUAUGUUCACGAAAUGAACCUGAUAACAUUACUUGAGGUUCAGAAGAAAGCCAGAAAACCUGUUUUUGAAUGGAAACAGCGAGCAAUUAAAAUUCUAUAUUUGAGAAUAUCUGACGUGUCUGCGCCCUCCUCUCUCUCCCCCAUUCACUCACUUUUGAGUUUCCUCGCAAGGGGUUUUCAGUCUUAAGAUUGGCUGUUUCCAAAAAUUUAUUAAUCACAUUUCACUGCGAAGGACUUUGAUUAUUUGCCAGAUUUCACUUUUUUGAAAACUGAAUUUUCUAGUUGGAUUAAUUUCUGUGCCCUUUUUCUGUUCAAAUGUUUUCAAUCGGCUUUCCAAAACUGAAAAAAACUAAAAUUUUGAGCUUAGCAAGCAUAAAAAUUUUUCAAUAGCAUACUUUUGAUGGAAGAUAAAAACAUCGGCUUUUGGUUUUAGCUCAAUAUUUCUUACAACGCUCUCAAAAAUUGAAAAUUGAAAAAAAUAAAAAUUGCAAAUCCUUCUACAGACUACUUCUGAACGCGCUGGACGACAAAAACAGCGAUAUCCGACUUCAGGACGUUUCGUUCGUUUUCUCAGUGGUCGGUAAAAACAACCUGAGCCAAAAAUUCUUCCUCGAUUUCUUGAUAAAUCGUUGGGACGACCUCCAAGUUCGGUAAGGCUUCUAACUUAUUCCAAACCGGGUAUCUGAAUUUCCCAGGUUGAAAGGAACGAGAUACUUGGCUAGAAUCAUAAAGACCCUGGCUGCCAAUAUCAACACACCUUCAGAGUUGUCUAAGGUAAAUAAAAAUGCUGAUUUCUUCGGAAAAUUAGAUCAUUUCAAGCUGGAAAAGUUCCUAGACGAGAAGCCUUCAGCCAAGGAGAUGAACGUCUUCACCGAAAUUCUGGAGAAAGCUCCGGUGAGGAUCGCCUGGCGCCAGAAGAACCUCCAGAACCUCUCCAAACACUUUGCACAGCUUCUUCAGAAGUCCUAA
Messenger RNA from Caenorhabditis auriculariae, 9459 nucleotides. NCBI's taxonomy places the organism in Eukaryota, Metazoa, Nematoda, Chromadorea, Rhabditida, Rhabditidae. The record is from the annotation of a GenBank genome assembly.